This is a messenger RNA of Corythoichthys intestinalis (scribbled pipefish), 1724 nucleotides long. RefSeq names its product PRELI domain containing protein 3B-like. Gene Ontology annotation, molecular function: phosphatidic acid transfer activity. The record is from RefSeq and is a predicted model, not a curated record. Gene Ontology annotation, cellular component: mitochondrial intermembrane space. The coding region runs from base 135 to 719 and encodes 194 amino acids. Gene Ontology annotation, biological process: phospholipid transport. The transcript has 6 exons. Lineage: Eukaryota; Metazoa; Chordata; Actinopteri; Syngnathiformes; Syngnathidae.
CGGAAGGAGAGGGGGAGGGUCUUGCGGUUGUCUUGACUUCAACCCGCCGGCAUCUCGCACACGUCGACCGGCUUCAGCGUGACGGAUAACCCCGGCGAAUUCCCUCCAUCAAUCCAACCCAAACUCGCCGUACGAUGAAGAUUUGGACAUCUGAACACAUAUUCAAUCACCCAUGGGAAACUGUGACCAAGGCUGCUAUGCAAAAGUACCCCAACCCAAUGAAUCCUAGCGUGUUCGGAGUAGACGUUUUGGACCGGACAGUUGACAAGCAAGGCCGCCUUCACAGCAAAAGACUUCUCAGCACCGAGUGGGGUCUACCAUCUAUAGUCAAGUCUAUUAUUGGCACCACGCGGACGUGCACUUACAUUCAGGAGCACUCAGUUGUGGAUCCGCAGAAGAAGAGUCUUGAACUUCAGUCCACAAAUAUUACUUUUACCAAUUUGGUGUCUGUGGAUGAAAAGUUAACGUAUAAACCUCACCCUGAUGAUUCUAAAAAAACAAUCCUCACACAAGAAGCUAUUAUUUCUGUAAAAGGCGUAAGUUUGAGCAGUUACCUCGAGGGCCUUCUAGCAAGCAGCAUCUCGGUCAAUGCAGGAAAGGGCCGUGAAGCCGUGGAGUGGGUGAUUCGGCGGCUCAACACUGAAAUUGAGGAACUAGCAGCGACGGCACGUGGAACCAUACGCACCCCCAUGGCAGCUGCUACCAUCACUGACAAAUGACCUCCGCUUCCCAUUUUUCUAGCAAAGCGUCCCUCGCCCUGGUGAUACUGACACAGCCUGGUACUGCUUUUGUGGUACAGCUGGGUCAAAAUGGACUUGUAACUUGUAUUGAAGCAGCAGGCUUUGGUGGAGUCUCAGGGGCUGGAGGUGGCCACUCAGGGAAUUGUGGACAUGGGGGGGGGGGGGGGGUGCUUGCCAAAACCUGGAUUUGUACUGCAUUGUUAAGUGAUCAUUUUUAAAGACGAAAAAAAAAAGGCAUUUAAUCAGAAGCGCGCACUUGGACCUGGAGUGUAAAUAAAGCCUGAAGCAGCGCAGCCAACAACAGUGUAUAUGGCAAUGUAAUAUGGCACGUGCCAAUUGUGGCAUGAAAAACAGUUGAGCGCACAAAGAGAUGCAUUGUCACAGGGUUACAAAAGCAUCUACACAAGGAAACGGUUCACUGGAUGAAGUAGCUUCCUAUAUAAGAAUAGUUGCAUUGAAGUGUUUUUUUUUUCCUCGUGUUUGAGGACACAUUCAAUGGCAGACAUUUUUAUUUUUUGCCGUGUUGAGAUACCUCAACACUACUCUGAGACCUCAUUGAUAACAUUCUGUACUAGAGUACGUUAAUAAGCUUGUAAAUUAUUAGGUGUUAUUUAAUAGUCAUGUAUUUAAGUUGUACGAAGGGAUCAAGUUGGGACGUGUGUGUUUUGAUGAAGUCAAUUAUGGGUGGCUAAUUACUGUGCUUCCAUGCAUAAGAAGGCUGCCAUCAUUCUCUUCUUUUGCACUUCCUACUAAGGCACUGCACAUUUAGGAGCUGACAGAGAUGAACUCACAAAGUUUUCCAUCCUGUGACAAUGGAACAUUGGUGGAAUUUUUGUUUUAAUUUGAAUGUAUAACAUUUACUCAGAACGCAGACUUUUAAAUGCAGUGAGUUGGAAAUUGUAACUUGUGCCUCUGUAAAAUAAGUGGUCAUGCCAACUCCAAUACUGUGCUCAUCUAAUAAAAUUAUUUUGGUGACUUUGUAAA